GCCGAGCGCUGCGGGGCCCGGAACGGUGGCGGCGGCGGGGCUCGUUCCCAGCCGGGGCCGGCGGAGGAGCAGCGCCGGGCCCUGAGCGUCGGGAGCCUUGGAAACGGGCGGAAACCGUCAGGGAGCGGCGGCGAGAGGAUGCUGAGCCCCGAGCGGCUCUCGCUGCCGGGGCCCGAGUACCUGGCUCAAAGACAUGUCCUCACGUACAUGGAGGAUGCAGUGAGCCAGCUGUUGGAGAACAGAGAAGAUAUUAGUCAGUAUGGCAUUGCCAGGUUCUUCACUGAAUAUUUUAACAGUGUGCGUCAAGGAACACACAUUUUGUUCCGUGAGUUCAGCUUUGUCCAAGCUACCCCUCAUAACAGAGCAUCUUUUCUUCGGACCUUCUGGAGAUGUUUCCGAACAGUGGGGAAAAACGGAGAUUUGCUGACAGCACAGGAAUACCACUGCCUGCUGCAGCUGCUCUGCCCUGACUUCCCAAUGGAACUCACCCAGAAAGCAGCAAGGAUUGUGCUGAUGGAUGAUGCUAUGGAUUGCCUGAUGUCUUUUUCUGAUUUCCUCUUUGCUUUCCAGAUCCAAUUCUACUACUCAGAGUUCCUGGAAAGUGUUGCUGCCAUUUAUCAAGAUCUAUUGGCUGGUAAGAAUCCAAAUACUGUGAUCGUGCCAACAUCAUCCUCUGGGCAACAUCGGCAGCGACAACCCCCAAAUGACUGCAACCCACUCGAUGGGGUAGAAGCGUCUCUCUUCUACCAGUGCCUAGAGUCCUUGUGUGACAGAUCAAAAUACAGCUGUCCACCUUGUGCUCUUGUGAAGGAAAUGCUGAGUACUGCACAGAGACUGACCUUCUAUGGAUUCCUUUUGGCGCUUGCAAAGGACCAAGGGAUCAACAGAGCCCUAGGGGCUUUGCCAGAUAAAGGAGAUUUGUUUCUUGACCCUGCCAUGGAUCAGGAACUUGAGAAAUUGAUAGCUCAGGUUUCAGGGCUUGCCAUCUCUGCUCCUACCAGCUCCAGCGGGGACACUGCUAAUUUGCCUGUCCGUCACUCACCCAGGAUUAACUCUCCCUGGAAACCUCUCCACCAUCGCCGAAAAAUGGAUGCUGAGAGUGAAGGCUCCAACGAAGAGACAGACUCCUCUGAAAACUGAAGGACUUUCCAUAUAAUUUGAGAAGACGAUGAUAAUCCCAGUGAAAUCACUUGGAACGGCCAGGAUAUGGUAGAAGUCCCCGAACAUGACUAGAACCUGUCUGAAGGUGCUGCAGUGCAACCUCACCUGGAGGGAGUUCAUCACCCCGUUGGCUAGGACAGCCAUCUUGCCAGCAACUGACUUCACUCCUUGCUUGAACUGUGCGAUAUCGGCUGCAGGCAGGACAUUUCCAAUCGACACGCCACCUACAAGAACCAGGAGGAGUAAGGCUGGAGUUCUCCAGCUCCAGAGAACACCCUGACCCCCUCUUGUUGAGGUCCUCCAAAGCUGCACUCCCUUCCUCAACCCACUGAGUGCUAACAAACCUGAGUGCGCAUUCUCAGCCUCUCCGAACAGGUCUGCAGAACUGAUAGCACUUGCUGCCUGAGAGCUGCUGCAGUCGGGAUCUGGCUUCGUACUGCAGAAGAAAGGAAAACAAAAAAGGUAAAGGAACGGAACAAAGAACAACCUGAGCAAACAGGAGAUGAAGUCAGAGCACUGCAAAGUGCAUUUACCUCAGCAUCUGCUUCCCGCCCAAAGAACAUAUCUGAAGAGAUAGCUUUAGCUCCUGCGAACUUCUGCCGAGCUUCAUUUGAUUCCACAACUGAUGUCCUGUGCUCUGUAUCUCUUCUACUGGUGGGCCUGAGGAAGCAAGAGAGGAGACAGCUCAGCUUAAGCUCAGCAACACAGUAGAGAAAGACAUGUCUCAUAUCCCAUCUGAUGGAAGGAGAGGAACAAACCCCAAGGGCUAGCUGCUACCAGAGUUCUCUCCUCCCCUCACCCCAGGGCAGACCCCAUUUGAUGACCAUAAGGGCUGUGACACAAUAGGAAAAGAAGUGCCCAAAGGAUCUCUCACCAAAGGCCCCUUUUCUCAGGAUUACCCAUGUAAGUGAUCUUCUGCAGCCUAAGGCUCAGCUCCUGUCACAGCACAGUAGCAUCUCCCCCACAACUCCUAGACCCAUCCCUUUGUCCCGUACAAGGGCAGUACAGUAGCAGGUGCUUUACCUCUCUGAAAUUGGCCGAAUACUGGAAAUUGUCACCUCUGGUUCCUCCUCUUUGUCAACACCCCACGAAGAGUCUGUUUCCCAUCGUGAGCCAAAGGCAUCUUCAAAUGAGAAGGGACUAUAUUUGUACCUAGGUAUCAAAAAUAGGUAGUUUAAGCCAGAUAAUAAAUUUAGAAACAAGCCAAACAUUACACUGAAGCUUAGUCUUACUUGGGGGGUCCAGAUGUGAAGCUUCCAGCAUCAUCAAACAGGUCCAAUUGGGAGCGGGAAGAUUUCACGGCCAGUGGCGUCUCCUGCUCAAUGACUUGCAUCUCAGACAUCACCGAGUGUGAAACAGAGCUAGCACAACAAAUAGGUGGUCAGGGCUGACAGCUGUGACACCAUCCAGCGCCUACAAACAGUCUCCCUCAAAACUGAAUCUGGCCUUCAGAGACAGGGCAGGUGCCACAGAGCUGGAGGAAGUUGUGGGGAGCCAACCCCCUUUACCACACAUCAGGCUUGAAUCCCUCAAAGUCUUGAGUUAUCUUCUUAAGGGACGUAGGGUGAUGCCUGCCUACAUGCAGACAUCUGUGGAGUUGUAAGGCUCCAGAGAUAGGCACUGACAGGCCCCAAGCAACUUUGGAAAAGCUCACAUGAGAACUGGAACCUUUGAACAGUGUCCAUUCCUUCUGUGGUGUGAAGCAUUUUUAGACACAGUCCAGCAUGCAAGAAGAUUAAAUCCCUUCCUUUUGUUAGAGCAGCAGCAAGCUACUGCCUUUGGGAAACUGUUUUAGAGCAGUGUGGUUCCAGAGCACCUCUACCCCACGCCAUCCCCAGCCAAGUACCUUCUUGACACCAAGCCCAUGCCUAGCCUCUCAGCUUGUUCACGCUUCUUCCCUUCGAGGUUCUGAAGUUUCUUCUCUUCCUUCUUCCGAUCGAGCUGCAGUUCCUGAUAAGCCAGUCGCAUCGAGGUGACUCUAAAGGAAAGAGCUGCAGUGGGUACCAACUCAUUACCUUUCUGCCCUAGCCCAGCCCAUGCUGUGGAGGGACAAGGGGAAAUGCAACCCUGACAACCCCUCAAUACACCCGCUUCCACAGCAGCACAGCCAAAAAUCCCUUCAUAGCAGCUUGUCUCCCCACCUCAUCUCCACUGGGAUGCAACUCUUUUCUAGCUAAACGUGAUUUUCUCAGUGUAGGCACUGCCUCUGUACCCCCUGGGACAGAUACACAAGAACACCCACCCAGUUCAGCCUUUGCUUUUAUCAGUCCUGGCCAGAGGUGCACAGAAAAAUAAAAUCCAUAUCUGCUCCUUAAAAUCUUCCAGAGGUACUAAUUUGAAUAAAAUACAGCAAUAUAGCUUGUGCCCUGCUCUAAGGACUGGUUGUGGAUGUUCUGUACUCAUAUCAGGCAGUCCUAGAACAGCAUCAACCACGUGUUACUUCUACCUUAUGUACACAAGGCGUACGGCCCAGACAGGGCACUUACAUGGACUCCUCAGCUUGUUUCCUGGACUCCGCUGCCUGCUGCUCCUUCAGCUGCUCUGCCACCUGGGCUUGCCGCUCAAUCUCACUGAAGCUCUGGCUGCUCACUUUCUGGGCUCCAAGACCUUUUUUUGCACCCAGCUGAGAAAGAAAGGAAAAAAAAAAA
Messenger RNA from Anas platyrhynchos (mallard), 3809 nucleotides. The record is from RefSeq and is a predicted model, not a curated record. NCBI's taxonomy places the organism in Eukaryota, Metazoa, Chordata, Aves, Anseriformes, Anatidae.